UGUCAUAUUUCCGUGCAGCUCCAGCAGAUUUUAUGCGUAUUUUGCGAUAGUGCUAUUCAGAGCCAUGACCCAGCUUCACUCACAGCUUCACUCAGAAGGCAAGAUGGACGGAACAAGUGUGUCUUGGAUGAUUAUAACGACAGUGAAGCUAGCUGCAGCCAGCUGAAACCUGAACCUGCCCCAUCUUCCACAAAUGGUCAAGCAAAUGGUGACGCAGCGCGCCAUGGAUGGACAGAUGCCAUGCGAGAGGCUCUUGUUGUGAGCAUUCGCCAACGCAAUGUGCUUUGGGACAGAUAUCACCCUCUAGCCAAUAACUCUUCAUUGAGAACGAGACUGUGGGGCGAAGUGUCUCAGGAAAUGCUCGAUCAGUUCGGUAUUCUGUUUUCAGUGAACGAGUUGAGGAGAGUAUGGAAAAAUCUGAGGCACUCUUAUCGGAGUGUACGUGAAACGAAGAAGAAACCUUUGAAGGAGAGCCGAUGCGUUAUUUACUUGGUGCCGAUGAGUUUCCUGGAAUGCGACAUCACAGCAGAAAGGACAACAGAAUCAGAUCACGACUCGGAAAGGUCGUCCUCGCCAGAGGGUCUUGAAACUCUCUCAUCAGGGUACGCUACUCUUCUCUAUUGCAAACCUGAUGAUAGAAGGCAGGGGCGCCGAAAGGAUGUAAACAUCGGGAUUUGCUCCAAGGUGUCUGUUCCACAGAUCGACUGUCUCCUCAAGACUAAACAGGGAGUUUCGCAAGCACCAUCAAGGAAAUUUUAUCCUAUCGAUUUCGAAAACGUUGAAGACAAUUUGUCAGCAGAACUGGAAAAGGUAUAUGAUAAGAUGGACACUGCUCGAGAACAGGUGAAAAAGCGCCUAGAUCUUGAGAGAAAACUGGCAGAGCUUGAUGCGUCGAUCCCGCAGUAUGAAGUAGAUGAUCUGAAGAAAAAAUAUGGCGAUAUGCUUUCCCCAGGCGAGAUCGUGCUUUUGAAGCGACUCGCUGGUGCGAACAGUUGCCCGCUUAAAGAAGCAACAUGUGAAGCGAUUUUCUUUGCUUCGUUGAAACUUCGAAAGCUCUACCAUCGAGCGGCCUUGUCGCUGUUUAUCAAAGAAAGUUUGCCAUCAGGCCAGCUGCAGGCACUUACUGAUGCGUACGAUGAUUUCGUUUACUCACAAAAGCCGAAGGACCCAUUAAUAUUGAAGGUGGUCGAAUCUUGUGAUGCGGAGAGUAAGGAGUCAUUUACUAUGUUCUUCAGUGUUAUCGAGAAGUUUGCCUCUAUGCUCAAUCUUCGCCGCCCAGAAGAACCACGCCUACCCCGAGAUGAAUUCCAAGAACGGAAAGUAGACGAAUUUUGUCAAGGACGAAAGAAGAAGAGGCCCAGUUUGGAUAUGGAAUAUCUUGCGCGAGAGGAGAGCCGGCGAAUAACUAACGCUCGUGCUGCUGUGGCAAAGAAGAUCGAGAAAAUCGAGGCAGAUGUGCAGUCCACGAUGUCGCUUUUGGAGGUGAUGGUGCCUGUGAGCAGCGAGGGAAGAGUUGCUCUUGAAAAGAAACUGAAAGCUGCCGAAGAAGCUUAUGAGAGAGCGCUGAAAGAGCAACGGCAAGUGGAGAUGGAGUAUGAGGAGUUUCAAAGCCGGAACAAUAGGCCGCCUCCAAAAAGACCCAAAACUAAAAAAAAUUCUUCUGCAAAGACCUCGAAGGGGUCAGCAGCCCUUGAGCAAUCGACGUUGAGCUCAAGCACCACUGAGCUGUUCGACAACGAUUUUAAGCCAGAGGCAUGA
Molecule: messenger RNA, 1758 nt
Organism: Cooperia oncophora
Lineage: Eukaryota; Metazoa; Nematoda; Chromadorea; Rhabditida; Trichostrongylidae
Source: the annotation of a GenBank genome assembly